This is a messenger RNA of Exserohilum turcica Et28A, 1062 nucleotides long. RefSeq names its product glycoside hydrolase family 10 protein. The transcript is spliced from 2 exons. Lineage: Eukaryota; Fungi; Ascomycota; Dothideomycetes; Pleosporales; Pleosporaceae. The record is from RefSeq and is a predicted model, not a curated record. Gene Ontology annotation, molecular function: hydrolase activity, hydrolyzing O-glycosyl compounds. Bases 1 to 1062 code for a protein of 353 amino acids. Gene Ontology annotation, biological process: carbohydrate metabolic process.
AUGCGUUUCUCUAACGUCCUGGCCAGCUUGGCCAUUGCCAACUCUGCUCUCGCUAGCCCUUUUCCUCCACCCAAUGACUCUCCUGAUAGCCUCUACAAGUCUAUGCUCGCUGCAGGAAAGCAGUUUAUGGGAACUGCUCUGACUCUCAGGAACUCUUCUGAGGAAGACGCCAUCAUCAAGUCCGACUUCAACGGCUUUACCCCUGAGAACGCCAUGAAGUGGGAGUCGACCGAACCAUCUCGCAACAACUUCACCUUUAACGAUGCUGAUCGCUAUGCCGCAUACGCCAAGCAGAACAAGCUUCAGGUUCACUGCCACACUCUGGUCUGGCACUCCCAACUUCCUCUCUGGGUCUCCAACGGCGGUUUCGACAACCAGACCCUCAUUGGCAUCAUGGAGAACCAUAUCAAGACCCUAAUGACCCGUUACAAGAGCGUCUGCACACGCUGGGACGUCGUCAACGAGGCGCUUAACGAGGAUGGAACUUACCGCCCGUCUGUCUUCUACAACACCAUCGGCGAGGCGUUCCUUCCCAUUGCUUUCCGCCUUGCCAACAAGUACCGUGGCAAGGCUGAGCUCUUCUACAACGACUACAACCUCGAGUACAACCAGAACAAGACUGCCGGUGCCGCCCGCAUUGUUGAGCUCAUCAAGUCCUACGGUGUCCGCAUUGACGGUGUUGGCUACCAGGCCCAUCUGGCCAGCGAGAUUACUCCCACGGCAAGCAGCGUCACUCCCGACCAGGCUACGCUCGAGGCUGCUCUUCGCCACACUGCCGACCUUGGUGUCAAGGUUGCCUACACGGAGAUUGACGUCCGCAUGAACACUCUCGCAACACCCGAGAAGCUCCAGGUCCAGGCCGACGCCUUCGAGCGCGUUGCCAAGUCCUGCAUAGCAGUCAAGAAAUGCAUUGGAAUGACCGUCUGGGGUAUUUCCGACAAGUACUCCUGGAUUCCAGGUGUUUUCACCGGCGAGGGCGCUGCUCUCCUCUGGGACGAGAACUACCAGAAGAAGCCCGCCUACUUUGGCUUCCUCAAGGGAAUCAAGAGCAAGAGGCACUGA